AUGGACGUACAUGAUGGAAGCAUAAGGAACUUACUUAAUGCUAACAAUAACUUACCAGGAACUAUUAAAGCAUUUAUAAAGUCCUUUGUAAAACCUGGUGCUCUAACAUUUAGGUCUUUGAGAGCAAGAGCAUUGAAGUCAAGAGAUGCAGAAACUCCAACAGAAACUCCAGAAGAACCACCAAAACCAACAGCUAAUGAAAUAUUGUUCGAAUAUUUUCCAAGGUACUCUGUUCUCAUUGCAUACAUUCAAGAAAUACUUAAGAAAGCAGACUUGACUUUAGGAGAUGAUGAAAGUUCUGUAUAUCUUUCGUUCCAGUUUCAAAUAGCAGAACUUUUGAGACAGAUAUGCUUAAUGUAUGACAACAUCUCUGAUUUCACAAGAUAUGAUGACGACCAUGAUCCCGAACACGGUGAAGAAGAAGUUUUACAAACAUCCAUUAAGACAGGAAAGGUUUUAACUCAAAGUCUCAUUAUUGACACCAAAGAUGGCGAAGUGGACGUUCUUCAAGAGCUGAAGAAAAAUACUUCUUCGGGAGGUGGUGGUAGGCAUGAAUUUGAAAUAAAUGAGAUAGAAGAGAAAUUAGCCGAAAAAGCAGAUAAAAACCAUGUUCAUUAUAUAAGUUCAGACGAACAGAUUAUAACGGACUACCAUGGAUAUUUAACACAGGAUGAACAAAUAAGCACUGAAGAUGUUAAUGAAAGAAGAUAUAAAUUCAUUCGUGCUAAAUGUUAUGACAUACACUGUACUGUACAGUAUGACACAGGUAAAGUACCAGAAGCAUUUGGUUAUAACAAUGAAAUUUAUGCUUCAUACUUCUUUGUUAACGGUGUAUUAGUUGAACCAAGAUUUACUUUGAGAGUUAAGGCAAAAAUAACUUUUGAAGAUGCUAUUAAAAGUAAAGCUGACAAAGAUGAACUUGACGCAACGAACAAAGUUUUGAAAUCUCAUAAACACAAUAUCUCCGAUAUAAAUGAACUUCAAGCUACAUUAAAUAGUAAAGCUGACAAGAACCAUACACAUGAAUCCUUCACUACU
Messenger RNA from Trichomonas vaginalis G3, 1038 nucleotides. Its product is annotated as organellar and viral DNA polymerase type B. Lineage: Eukaryota; Parabasalia; Trichomonadida; Trichomonadidae. The record is from RefSeq and is a predicted model, not a curated record. The transcript has a single exon. The annotation marks the transcript as partial.